GAGUAGAACAUUAGAAAUUUCAAAGCGGCGACAGGACUCCAAGGAAAAUGUUUCUUCAUUUUGGAAUACUACUUCUUCUGUCCCAUGGACUGCUUGGCGAAGUGGAGGUUUCGGAAGCUAUAGAUGGAGACACCCGAAUAGUAGGUGGCAAAGAUGCCACUCCAGGCAUAGCUAAGUACGCGGUUUCAAUUCGUGGUCAUAACGGUAAGCAAGAUUGGCACAGUUGCGGAGGUUCAAUUUUAAACGAAGAGUACGUUUUAACAGCAGCUCAUUGCAUUUAUCAGAGACGAACUGACCAGGUGUCAAUACUCGUUGGCACUUACACGGUUAAUAAAGGAGGCGACCGAUACAAGAUUAAAAAAUUGAUCCCUCACGAGAAGUAUGACAACGAGUGGCUAAGGAAUGACAUAGCCCUCAUGCAGAUCGAAGGCAAAAUCAAAUACAGCGAUAAGGUUCAACCGAUUGAAUUGUUAAAAGAAAUGGCACCCAUUGGAAAGAAAUGCCUCUUGACUGGCUGGGGAUUAACAAACUAUAGACGGAGAACUGCACCAAACUAUCUUCAAAUGUUGGAGUUCAAAACAAUCAGCAAUGAUGACUGCACUAAACAACUAAAACGCUCGCCUUACCCGGAAUAUGUGCCCGUAGACGUCGGACAACUCUGCGUUCAGCGCCCGAAAAGAAGUGGUGCAUGCAAAGGUGAUUCUGGUGGUGCACUUGUCAUUGAAGACGAGAAGAAUAAAACUGUUCAAAUAGGAGUCGUGUCCUGGGGAGUUCCCUGCUCCGCCAACUUUCCUGAUGUAUUUGCUUCAGUCCAUGGUUACUACGAUUGGAUACAGAGCAAAAUGAAAUGAAUAACUCAAGAUGUCAACUCAAAAUCUGAUCGAAAUAAAUAUUAUUUGGAAUAAAA
Molecule: messenger RNA, 907 nt
Organism: Pieris rapae (cabbage white)
Lineage: Eukaryota; Metazoa; Arthropoda; Insecta; Lepidoptera; Pieridae
Product: chymotrypsin-2-like
Exons: 5
Coding region: 48-851 (267 amino acids)
Biological process (GO): proteolysis
Molecular function (GO): serine-type endopeptidase activity
Source: RefSeq, a predicted model, not a curated record